GUUUUCGUUCCGCCGAAAUGGAUUCAAAACUCUAGUCAUUUCAAAAUUAAUAAAAGAUGGUCGAAUUUUCAAAGGAGUCAUCGACCAGAGUCUCUGUAAACUCACAACGACAAAUAUCGCAUGUCCAGAAACGAGAGCUCACGAAGCGAAAGAGUGUCCGAUUUGAAACACAAACUGUGGAGUCAACAUCCGAAUUUGUUGGUAAAACGAAUCAGGAAUGGACGUUCGUCGCUGAUUGCUUCAAUCUCGACAAAGAAACUCGAAGUGAACGAGAACAGGAGCUUCUCUCGCUGUGCAACUUCUUCGAUUCGAAUGAGAAGGAACUCGAGUUGAGCGAUGCUUCUGACGAAUCGGAUGACUCGGUUCCAUUCGAAUUAUUUGCCGAGCAGGGAAUGCGAAUUGCUUGGACUCAAAUCGUUACCUCACCGUCAUUGAGCAAUCUUCGCUUAGCUAGCAUUCUCCGCUUCGAUACAAAAAAGAAAAUAGUUUCACCCUUCAUUGAAGACGAAAAGAGUCCUCAAGAGUUCUUCUUGGACGACAACGAAGCGGUCGAGAAUGCUUUCAAAGGUGUCUUACCAUGCACAAAUUCUCAAAAAGUGAGCAGGUCACGUCGAGCUUCAAAAUCAGAAGAAGAAAACGAUUUCGUAACGGCCAAGGGAUCCGACUUUUGGAGUGAUGUCGAAUUUUAAGAAAGACCACGCAGCAGAAGCAACAACUACAAUGUUCACAAAUCCCAAUGCAAAAACUGACCGAUUAACGGAUUUUAUCUACUAUCAAGAGCUUUCAACCGUCUUCCAAAGAAGAACAUCUAUUCGUCUCCCCGCAAUUCUAUAUAUAAUUUCGUUUUGUCUUAUCUCAAAUUCUGUUCGUAUUUCAUUUACUGAUCAAAUUUACUCUUGUUCUAUUGUAAAUCAUGUCCUUAUUCCUAAUCUCCAAAAUUUUUUAAAAAUUAAAGUUACCAUUCCACUAAUUUUCAUCUCUUUCCCUCAACCCAUUUCAUUCCUUUCGCCGAUACUCUAAAAUUUAAUGUGCCUUUCUUUCAUUUAAUUUCAGUUCAUCUCUCAAUUGCCUUUUUUCAAUUUGCAGAAACUUUAUUUAUUUCCAUUUUAUCAUCCAAUGCCGUUCAACGAAUAAAUGAUUUGAUU
Caenorhabditis elegans is the source of this 1145-nucleotide messenger RNA. RefSeq names its product DUF4706 domain-containing protein (gene T05H4.11). The record is from RefSeq and is marked reviewed. NCBI's taxonomy places the organism in Eukaryota, Metazoa, Nematoda, Chromadorea, Rhabditida, Rhabditidae. The transcript is spliced from 7 exons. Bases 57 to 689 code for a protein of 210 amino acids.